Molecule: messenger RNA, 1677 nt
Organism: Punica granatum (pomegranate)
Lineage: Eukaryota; Viridiplantae; Streptophyta; Magnoliopsida; Myrtales; Lythraceae
Source: RefSeq, a predicted model, not a curated record
AUGCCUCCAAGAGCAAUUAGUCGGAGAGUUGCGCGUGUUGGUGUGUAUCAGUGGCUGAGCCUGGUGGCAGCCAUAUGGCUGCAGUCGAUAAGUGGGACCAACUUCAACUUCCCGGCCUACUCCUCUCAUCUGAAGCAGGCGAUGUCUAUCUGCCAGGUUGAUCUCAACAACCUGGCCUUUGCCUCCGAUGCCGGCAAGCUCCUUGGGUGGCUCUCUGGGGUUGCCGCGCUCCACCUGCCCAUCUGGCUGGUCCUCCUCAUCGGCGCCUCUCUCGGCUUGAUCAGUUACGGUCUGCAGUAUCUCUUCCUUGCUAACCACAUCCCCACAGCCGAGUUGUCCUACCCACUUUUGUUCUUCCUUACAAUGUUGGCUGGCAAUAGCAUCUGCUGGAUGAACACCGUGUGCUACGCAGUCAUCAUCGGCAGCUUCCCCUCUGGAAGUCGGCAAGUGGCUGUAGGGCUAACCACAGCAUACCAGGGCCUCAGUGCCAAUAUCUACACCAACAUAGUCAAUGUGGUAGCACCAGCACCGACGUUUGCUGUCUCCCCUCAUACGCCUCAUCCCACGGCAGGAAGAAGAGCCAACACCUACCUCCUCCUUAGCUCCGUCCUACCAGCUAUUGUCUCUGCAGUCACUGCACCCUUUGUCAGUGAGAAGGACGACAUAGCUAGCCAUGGUGUCAGGGAACUAUUUGGGGUACUGUAUGUAAUAACGAUAGCCACCGGACUCUAUGCGGUCAUUAGUAGCAUGGGAGCAAUCGCGACCAAGAUAUCGCCGGUGUACAAUGCCAUUGGAAUCGGAUUGUUUCUAAUCGCCCCACUCAUGAUUCCGCUGAUAAAACGCAUUAGAGGGUCAUGGUUAGGCCGGUGGUGGACCAACAGACAGCAUGAGUCAACACGGAUAACUGAUGUUGCCAUGUCUGGAUCUGAAGCCGAAGAUAGCCAUCAUCUAGGGGGAGGGGAGAGUGUGUUGGUUAUCAUAAAAGGAGGAGGACAUGGUGAUCGCCAGGGGAAUAUUGGCACUGUUAGGGAGGAUGUUGGGGUGAAAUUGAUGCUGAGAAGGCUGGAUUUUUGGCUAUACUUCUUCAUGUAUUUGUGCGGAGCGACUCUGGGACUGGUGUACCUCAAUAACUUGGGACAGAUUACAGAAUCCAGGGGUACAUCCAGAACAUCGACCCUAGUUUCUCUGUCUUCUGCUUUCAGUUUCUUCGGCCGCCUCUUGCCUUCUCUCCUCGAUUACUUCUCAAGAGAGAAGUACAUGAUCUCGAGACCCGCUUGCGUGGUCGCACUGAUGGUCCCCAUGACGGGGUCCUUUUUCCUGUUGCUCAACUCUAGCAUUCUAUGCCACUACAUAAGCACUGCAGUGAUCAGCGCUUGCACCGGAGCCAUCACAUCCAUUGCUGUAUCAAUAACCACUGAGCUAUUCGGAACGAAGAAUUUUAGUGUAAACCACAACAUUCUGGUGGCGAACAUACCGAUAGGGUCGUUCAUCUUUGGCUACUUUGCAGCUGUUCUGUACCGCCGGGAAGGGAAUGGAGAUGGGGAAUGCAUCGGAAUGGAGUGCUACCGCAAUAGCUUCAUCAUCUGGGGCUGCCUCUGCUUCCUCGGAACAAACCUGGCUUUGUUACUAUACGCUCGCUCGCGUAGCUUCUACUCCCAAGGAUCAACCAGAAGGUGA